This is a messenger RNA of Megalopta genalis, 1975 nucleotides long. RefSeq names its product dexamethasone-induced Ras-related protein 1. Gene Ontology annotation, molecular function: GTPase activity; G-protein beta-subunit binding; GTP binding. The record is from RefSeq and is a predicted model, not a curated record. NCBI's taxonomy places the organism in Eukaryota, Metazoa, Arthropoda, Insecta, Hymenoptera, Halictidae. Gene Ontology annotation, biological process: signal transduction.
GGGAGAGCGGUGCAUGUCUCACACCCUGCAGCACAGCUUUUCACCUUGCGAAGCUCUGUCCACGUUCCUGAGGCUCGGCGGAGGCGUAGCUAGCGAAGGAAGAGGAAUGUUUAAAAGGGAACACGGCGAGGAAAAAAGGGCUCACCGGCGCAAGAAGAUACUCGGCAACAAGAGAACGCAAAGAACGCGGAUUUAUGACAGCUUAUCUUUUUCCCGGCAAAAAUUCGUCGCAUCUCGGGGCUGAAAAUAUCGAAAAUUUUCGCCGACAGAAUUCACACGUCACAAGAGACACUGCCGAGCUGGAGGCGUGCGGCCGUAUUCUGUGCUGCGUGCAGAGGCUCUGCAAGAGCGGAAGUACAGUCGAAGAGGCCGAGAAUCGGAUCCCCCGGGGUCGAAGGGGCGCACAGGCGGGCCCCGAGCUGGAGGGGCCCUCAGGCUCGGAGGAUGGCAUCCUCCCGGUACCAGUCAGCCCGACUCCUGCGUCCACCUCAUCGCAGGAGGACGCCUGCAAGCCACCGCCGAGGAACUGCUAUCGCCUCGUCAUGCUUGGCAGCGCGAGGGUCGGCAAAACCGCCAUUGUAGCACGGUUUUUGUCCAACAAAUUCGACGAAAGUUACACACCGACGAUCGAGGACUUCCACCGGAAGCUGUACAGGAUUAGAGGGGAGGUCCACCAGCUUGAUCUCCUGGACACCAGCGGAAACCAUCCGUUCCCCGCGAUGCGACGAUUAUCCUUUCUAACCGGUGACCUGUUCGUGGUGGUGUUCAGUCUGGACUGCCGGGAGUCCUUCGAAGAGGCCAUCAGGCUGCGCGAAUCGAUCCUGGAGUCUAAAGUGAGCGCGACCCAGAGCGCCACGAAGAGCCGAAGCAAGAGUCACUUCCAUUUGAAGGUUCCAAUGGUCAUCGUCGGGAACAAGUGCGACAAGGACGUGAGAACGGUGACCGUCGAGGAAGCCGAGGAGUACUGCAACAGCCAGGACGACUGCUGCAUCUUCGUCGAGGUCUCCGCGAAGAGAAACUUCCACGUCGAGGAGCUGUUCUACCAGCUCUUCGUGGUCGCCGGACUGCCGCUGGAAAUGGCGCCCAAUCAUCACAGAAAGGUCCCGCUCACCUUCGGUUCUCCCACGAUGCUGCCGCCCUCGCAGCCGCGGCACAAAGCCACCCUGAGCAUAAAGCGUCGCCUGAGCGACGCCUGCGGCGUCGUGGCGCCGAACGUUCGCCGGCCGAGCAUCAGAACGGACCUGAUGAUCAUGAGGACGAAAACGUGUUCGCUCGCGGCCGGCCAUGAGAAUAACGCGCCCGGCUCUAGGAUAACGCUCCGGACAUCGGACACCAGGAAGACGUGCUCCAUUCAGUGAUACAUCCCCGACUGCUUCGCGCGUCACGAAACGAAACGACGGGCCCGGGCCCGUGGACGAUCUUCGCGAGCGACUCAGCACUAAUUACUCUAACGCACAAGAAUUGUUGAAACUUUUGGGAAAGCGGGACGACAGACCCGCGUCGUUCGCCGUGCUCGCGAAACUUGCGAAAUACGACUUGCGAGGCACAGUCGACUCGCGGGAAGUUCUGCGCGCGAAACGCAAACGCGAAACGUUUCACGAAACGAGGAACGCGAAAGGGCGAGGCCCUCCGUGGACGAACAUAGGAAAAUUCGUUCGGACGACUGUGAAUCGUUGCCGAGAUUUCGAGCUCUCGUUCUCUGAAACCACGCCGGGCACCCUUCCGGUUGCGGAGAACGCCGGGAGGGGUGGAUCGUGUAGCAUGCUCCGUCGCCUUGGGUCGCGAGUGCGGGUUCCUCUCGCGAGUUCUACUCUCUUUCUCUUCCAGGUGCAUCUUGAAUUGCUCGAUUCGGUUCUCGAAGUUUCUCUUGCCAGAAAUUCGCUGUGCCGUGCAGGCGAAUGAUUAUUAUACUGCGGAUUUUAUACAUUUAUGACGAAAAUGUAUAGGUCAAAUAUUAUACAGGGUGUCCCAAAAA